This is a messenger RNA of Oenanthe melanoleuca, 3480 nucleotides long. RefSeq names its product NPHS1 adhesion molecule, nephrin (gene NPHS1). Gene Ontology annotation, molecular function: cell adhesion molecule binding. Gene Ontology annotation, cellular component: cell-cell junction. The record is from RefSeq and is a predicted model, not a curated record. Lineage: Eukaryota; Metazoa; Chordata; Aves; Passeriformes; Muscicapidae. Bases 44 to 3418 code for a protein of 1124 amino acids. Gene Ontology annotation, biological process: cell-cell adhesion. The transcript is spliced from 26 exons.
GGGGUCCCGCCCCCCCAAAAUCCGCUCGGGAGCCGCAGCGGGGAUGGGGGAGGGGCUCGGCUGGGUGGUGCUGGCGCUGGUGGUCAUCGGGGGCAAAGGCUCCCCGUUCCUGGAGGAACCGGCCAAUCAGAGCGCGGCGCUGGGCGCGGGGGCGGAGCUUCGCUGCCGCGCGCGGGUGGGCGUGGCCCUGCAGUGGGCGCGGGGGGGGCUCCUGCUCGGGGCCCCGCCCACCCGCGCGCACCCGCGGUACCGAGUGGGCGGGGACAGCGCCAGAGGUGAGCAGCACCUGCGCAUCCGGCCGGUGGCGCUCGAGGACGAUGACGUGUUCACCUGCCAGGCGGGGGAGGGGAACGGGACCCGCGCCUCGCGGCCCGCCCAGCUCAGCGUGCUGGUUCCCCCCAGUCCGCCCCAGCUGGAGCUGCUGGAGGGGGCGGAGCUUCCCCUGGUGGGCGGGGCCGAGGUUCAGGUUCGGUGCCGAGCGCGGGACGCGCGCCCCGCCCCCCACCUGGAGCUGCGCCUGGGGGAGCAGCCCCUUCCCGACGUCUCCACCCGAGUGUUCGAGGGGUCGCACCCGAAACUGAGCUCGAGCGAGGCCACGGCCAGGCUCACUCCUGGCCCUGCUCACCACGGGCUCUCUCUCGUCUGUUCGGCCUCAAACGCGGCCGGGGCGGCGCCGGCCGAGGCCGAGCUGAGGCUGGACAUCGCUGUCCCUCCCAGUGCUCCCAGUAUCCAGGGGCUGCCGCCGCUGGUCCGGGCGGGGGAGGAGCUGCAGCUGCUCUGCGAGAGCCGCGGGCGGCCGGCGCCCAGUCUGCACUGGGACAAGGACGGGCGCGCGCUGCCGGGGGCGUGGUCGGAGCUGGCGGGGGGCGGGGCCCGGAGCCGCCUCGUGCUCAGCCCCGCCCCCCAGGACGAUGGCGCCACCCUGCGCUGCCGCGCCGUGACGUCACUUCCGGGGGGCGGGGCCAGCACCAGCGUCAGGCUGCGAGUGACGUACGGCCCCGCGGAGCUGACCCUGCAGGGCUCGGGCGCGGUGCCCCUGGACGGGGAGGCGGCGCUGAGCUGCACCAGUGCUCCCAGUAACCCCCCAGUGCGGCUGCGCUGGUGGCUGGGGGGCAGCGAGCUGCGGGCCAGCAGCGAGGGGGCCGCACCAGGGGGCGGGGCCGUGUCCAACGUGACGCUGCGGGGGCGGGUGCAGCUCCACGGCGCCGCCCUGGUGUGCGAGGCCGAGACCCCCGGGGUGGGGACACGGAGCGUGAGCGUGACGGUCAGCGUGAGCCACCCGCCCCAGGCGCUCUGGGUCGAGGCCCCGCCCCCCAACGCCACCUUCCGGGUGGGGGAGGGGCUGCGGCUGCUGUGCCACGCCCGGGGGGGGGCACCCGGCGCCCAAACUCACCUGGACCAAGUUCCAGCCCAGUCCGUCUCCAUCUCGGUGUCCCCGCGGGAGCCGCGCCCCGGCCACGCCCUGAGCCUCACCUGCCGCGCCGGCCCCGCCCACCCCGAGCCCGAGCUCACCUGGAUCCGCCCCGGCCACGCCCCGGAGCGCGGGCAGCCCCUCCCCCCCAGCCCCGCCCCCCACGGGGUCACGGCGGGGUCACGGCUGCUCCUGCAGGGGGCGCUGUCGCUGCACGAGCUGUCAAUCACCUGCCGGGCCUGGAGCGGCGCGCUGGGCGUGGCCGUGAGCUCCGCCCACACCGUCCGUGUGCGCCACGCCCCCCUGCUCAGCGCCCCCUCCCCCGUGCUGGUUCCGGAAGGUUCCGAGGCCGUUCUGGAGCUCUCGGUUCGCGCCCAUCCCCCACCCGAGAGCUGCACCUGGAGCGUGCGCGGCACCGAGAUCAGCCCCGCGGGCUCCCCGCGGUUCCGAGUCUCUCCCGGGUUCUCGCUGCUCGUCGCCAACGUGUCCCGCGGGGACAGCGCCCCCUACCGGGCACGGUGCCACAACGCCGAGGGGGCGGGGACUGCUGACGUCACACUCACCGUGCUGGUGCCCCCCAGCAUCGUGCGGGCCCCGGACCCGGUGGUGGUGGCCGAGGGGGGGGAGGGGCAGCUGCUGUGCGAGGCCGAGGGGAGCCCCCUCCCCCCAGGGAGCGUCCGCUGGGGGCGGCUGGGUGACUCGGGGUCGCCCCUGGCGCUGCCCCCCGGGCUGGCCCCGCCCCCCGGCGGCCCCGGGGGGUCCCUGCGGGUGUCGGGGGCGCGGCGGCAGCUCGGGGGUCCCUACGAGUGCCGGGUGGAGUCGGGGGUGCCGCCCCCGGCCCGGGCGGUCGUGAGGCUGGUGGUGACCUACCCGCCCGAGAUGGAGGCGGAUCCCGAGGGGGGGGAGGGGCAGGCGCUGGUGGCCGAGGGGGCGGAGUCAGCGCGGCUGCGCUGCCGGGCCCAGGGAGUGCCGGGGGUGGAGCUGAGCUGGGAGAGCAACGGGCGGAGCUUGAGAGUGGGGGAGCCCGGUUCGCCGUUCCAGGAGCGCCAGUGGCGGGAGGGGCCCUGGACCAGCUCGGAGCUCGUGGUCACCAACGUGUCGGGGGCGCGGGAGCGGCUGCGGCGCCUCUUCCUGCAGGCCCAGCCCCCCCGGCCCCCCCAGCCCCCCCAGCCCCCCCGGCCCCCCCAGCCCCCCCAGCCCCCCCGGCCCCCCCGGCCCCGCUACCGCUACCGCAACCAGCCCACGGCGCCGCCGGACUGGGAGCACUGGGAGAACUGGGAGACGCAGAACGGAACCGUGGGAGUGUUCGAGUGCCGGGCACGGAACCAGCGCGGGAGCGCCCGGAGGAGGAUCCGGCUGCGGCUGGGGGACCGGCCGGAGCCGCCGCGGGCCCUGCGGCUCUGGGAGGCCUCGGGGUCGUCGCUGGGGCUGCAGUGGGAGCCCGGCUUCGAUGGCGGCCUGGAGCAGCACUUCCUGCUGCGGGCGGAAGGUCCGGGCGCCCCUCCCCCGCCCGCCGCUCUCGUCACUUCCGGUUUUUCGCUGACGCUGGGCGGGCUCAGGCCGGACACGCCCUAUGACGUCACCGUGAUCGCCCGCAAUGCCCGAGGGGAGAGCGCCCCCGCGCGGCUGCGUGCCGUCACUUCCGCGCUGCCCGAGGCCCCGCCCCCCAAGCGCGAGGCCCCGCCCCCCGCGCCCGCAGCGCCCCCUGGUGGGGGGGAGGCCCCGGCCCCGCCCCUCCUGCUGGGGGGGAUGGGCGCGCUCGGGGGGCUCCUCCUGGCCGGGCUGGGGGCGGCGCUCGGCUACUUCCGGUGGGGGAGGGGCCGGAACCCGCCCCAGGGGGAGGGGACGGACAAGCCCAGCUCCCGAGGCUCCCCCAGCGUUGGCUCCGCCCCCUGGGAGCCCCCCCAGGGGGCGGAGCCUCACCUGUACGAGGAGGUGGAGCCGUGGGGGGGCUACGAGGAGGUGCCCCCGGAGCCGCUGGUGACCCCGCAGGGGGAGCUGGUCUGAGGGGGGAGGGGCGCCCCAAUAAACCACACCCCAAACCAGUUCAAACCAGUGCAAACCAGUUC